AUUUAGAGCAUGACCAUAAAUUGAUACAUUUUAUAUCAAUCAAGUCGUUGCAGAACACACAACGAUAUGUUUUUGUCUUUCUGACUGCUCUCAUAUUCGCUUUGAACAACCUAUGACAAGAAGCUAUGAGGGGCUGGUACAUCGUAACUGUGCUGUUGUGGAGCGCAGUUGGUAAGCUCUCGAGAUGUAUGCGUUUUUGUCAAGACAGAGUUCAUUGGAAGUUGAUAGAUUCUGAUCGUUUUCUUUAUGUUUAUGUAUUGCGUAUUCGAUGCGUCCUGUCUUUACUCACCCAAAUGUAGGCCUACUAUAGAAUUAUUUGUAGUGUUGUUAUUGUCUGAACUGAAUUCUAUUCUGGUGUUUUUGAUAAAAUGCUAAUUGGGAACACAACAGUUGCCGCGCCUGCACAGAUCUCGUGACACCGGGCGACCUGACCGCACUGCUAAAACUCCCAGUCAAAUAUCUCAGAAUGACCGGGUUCAAAUUACAGUAACUUCUAUGACAAGACCCUGCAUGUUGCACUGGUAAACAAAUGUCGUUGACUCUGACUCAGGGGUAGGAUACUGCUCUAUUGUAGCUGAGAAAAACUCCACUCCAUGGUGAAGGAACCACGGAGUGGAAUUUAGUCAGCUAACGUUAGCGCCAUGUCGCAUAACUGGUUUAGUAACUGUCAAACUAAUUUAGUUACAAAAUCGUGAUUAACAUUAGUCUUUUUUUUUUUUAAUAAAGAGGAAGCGUGUGCCACUGCAAGCUGGCUUGUAACUAGAUGUAUUUUGGCAUAACAUUAACACAUUAUCUCUAAACUGGAAUCGUGUAUACUUUUCCAUUCUGUGGGCACCGACUGUUGACUCGCGUUGCUUCUGACUAAAGUAGGCAACGAAUUAUUAUUUUUGAAGAAUACAAGAGUGAGUGAGAAAGUAAACCUCAUCUCAGUCUGUGAUAAGUCGUCAAAGGUCAUCCAGCCAACUGAGCUUCAGACUUUGACACGUGGUGGUCACAAGCCUGGUCUCGACUGUUAUCCUAUGUGUUGUUUACUUUGUUGUCCUGCAACAAUAAGUGCAAAUCCCACUCCACAUCUGUAACCCACUUUCUUCUCUUAGGUCACAGUGGAGGGGUAAUGUUAGCAGUAAUAGUAUGAGAGGGGUUAAGGGUAGACUCUGGAAUAUGACAUCUUCAUACACGUCUGGCAUUGACAGAGGGGUUAAGGGUAGACACUGGAAUAUGACAUCUUCAUACACGUCUGGCAUUGACAUGGUCUUUCUCCUCAGCCACAACCAUAGAGGGAAAAGCUGUCCCUUCAGUCCCAGACUUCGGGAAGGCAUACCAUGUCAAAGGUGAGUGAGACCUAUUGUUUUUGAACUGAGGGGUCACUUAAUGUAUCGGUAUAAUAUAUAUAUAUAUCCUGUCCUUUUUUAUGAGCUGUCAGUAACUACUAGAUUACACCAUUUACAUUUUAAUCAUUUAACAGACGCUCUUAUCAUAGCGAAAUACAGUUAGUUACUUUAAUUAAUUACAUUUGUGUGUAUCAGGUGUGAUCUCCCUGCCCUAUGCUGAGAUAAAGGAACCGUUCGAGGCCUGGUUUGACCUGACGGGGAGGACAAGCCGCAUCGACUAUUACCAUGGUAACUAUUUACACAUUAGCUGUACAAUAUUCAAGCAAAAUGGCUCCAUGUUCUCGCUCAGGCAAGCUGGAAUAUCCAUCAUAUUGCUUAUGCCUAUAAAAUCCUUGCAGAUUUAAGCAAGAAACUAGGUGAAGUGGCUAGGGGUUGUUUUUGGGUGGACAGGGCCUGUGAUUUUUUUGUUGUUGUCUCAAAUUACAUCCUUUUGAGCAGAGCCCUGUGCUGCAGCGCUGAUCAGAAGUAGUGCAUGUUAGCAGCAGGGUUGUAGUGGAUGUCAUUUGAGACGUGUUGUCAGUGAAUCACGUGUGGAACUGAGAGGCCUUUGUUCUGAGUCUACAUCAGUAGACUGAAACCUCAGCUUCUUCUUUUAAAUCAUGUUAUAAAAUCCCAGAGAUGAGGAGAUAAGAUAAGUAAUGAGGAGAGAACCACUAAGACCAGGGAUCUCUAACUCUAUUCCAGGGUGUGCAGACUUUUGUUAGUCCAGCACUAACAUGCAGUCAACUUCAAUUCUUAUUUUCUGUGUUGUCAUGGUGACCCUCAGGCCAGGUGUCGACGUACCAGAUUGGGGUGGAGCUUCCGUGGGGAUCGGCCUAUAAGAUCACUCCUGAGACCACAGAGGUGGAGCUAAACAUUAUGAAGUGUUUCCAGGUCAAUGGAACCAAAGAAGAGCCAGUCACACCUCAGGGAUCCUUACCUGACCUCCAGGGGUUUACGGUAGGUGUGUGUAUGUGUGCGUGGUAAUUCAUUGAGUUUUUCAAUGAAUACAGGUAGUUUUGAGAAGUUAUACGUAAAAAGAAAAAGGUAUUUGUGUGUAGUUCCUCAAGAUGGAGUACUAUGGCGGAGCGCUGUGUGAGGUCUGGCAGAACGUGACAGCUGUCGGACACAAGAAGAAUACCUACACACUCUGGGUGACACGCCCUGAAGGAGGGGUUAUGGGAGGAGCUGAGCUGGCCACGCCCCUACACUACGAGAUGAUGGGCUACAACACCCUGCUGGGGUCCCAUUAUGAUAAAUAUCUGGUCGACUACAAGGAGUUCAGCUCAAAGUUUGACCCCAAGGUCUUCGCCCUGCCUGACGGUUAGCACGCACAAACACAGCCCUCACGCCAUGUGACCAUUAGUGAACAAUCUUAAUCCUUGUCGGUCACAUCUCUCUCUACUCUCUCUUUAGGGAUGAGCUGUGGUUCAUUUCCUGGCCCGGGGGUGGAGCACCACCUGCUGGCCAAUCCGAUGAAAGAUCUGAUCCACACUUCCUCGUUAGGCCAUGCCCAGCGGUUGUUUGGCCACUUCAAGGAGCAGUUUGGCCGUCGUUAUGGUGAUGAGAGGGAGCACGAGAAGAGAGAGCACGCAUUCGUUCACAACCUCCGGUGAGGGAGCUAGAGGAAGAGGGAGAGGGCAAGAGAUAAACAAAUUAAACGGAAGAGAGGGAUUGAAAGGGUUUUAGGGCAUUUGGUUGUUACAAAUUCUGUCUGUUCCUCUCUCUCUCUAUUCCCCCCUCACUCUUCUUUCCUCCAUCACUUCCUCUCCCAGGUAUGUCCACUCUAUGAACCGUGCUGGCCUGUCGUUCUCCCUGGCGGUCAACUCUCUGUCUGACCGCUCCAUGUCUGAGCUGUCUGCUAUGAGGGGCAGAAACAGAGGGAAGAGACCCAACAAUGGCUUGCAGUUCCCCAUGCAUCUAUACACUGGAGUACAGGUCCCUGAUCAGCUGGACUGGAGGCUCUAUGGUACGUGUGUGUGUGGUAGGGUGUGUGUUGGGGUGGUAAGGGGAGUGUGUGUAGAGCAGAUGAGGCUGGUGGGAGGAGCUGUAGGAGGACUGGCUGAUUGUAAUGGCUGGAAUGAAAGAAAUGGAACGGAGUAAAACGUAGUUUCCAUAUGUUUGUGUUUAUUUAUUCAGUUCCAGCCAUUACAAUGAGCUGUCCUCCUAUAGCUCCACUCACCAGCCUCCACUGGUGUAGAGGGCGGGAAUGUGUGUGUGUGUGUGUGUGUGUGUGUAUUGUAACAUAAUGUCUGUAUUUUCUAGGUGCUGUGACUCCAGUGAAGGACCAGGCGAUCUGUGGUUCAUGUUGGAGCUUUGCCACCACUGGAGCAAUAGAGGGCGCUCUCUUCCUGAAAGUAAUAUAUCUCACACACAGUGAUUUAGAAUAACUUCAGUUGGAGGGGUGUUAUAGCUGUUUAUUUGGAUCCCCAUUAGCUUUUGCAGAAGCAGCAGCUACUCUUCCUGGGGUCCACAAAAAACAUGACCAGUGGCAAAACACUGAUAGACUGAAGGACAGUCACAUAAAUGUAAAAUACAACGAUAUACAAACAAUACAACAAAAAAGAAUACAAACGAUGCAACAAAUGUUAAUGCAUCUUAACAGAACCUGCAACUCAUGUAAUGAAGCAGCCAAUAAAAUGUCAUUUUCAAACAUUUGCCAAAAUGCAAUUCUAAACAGGGCACCUGAUAGCGGUACCAUAUGUGACAGGGAUUAAAAUCUUGGUUAAAAACAGAGGGGGGGGGGAUCUAAAGAUGCAACAACUAGGAUGGGUUGCUAAUAUGACUAGGAUUGUGCCUUUGGCUUCUGGACAACGAAAGGAAGUUCAUAUGAAAACCAAUAGAACAGGAGUGAAAUAGCAUAGCGGUGGUUCCAGUAGGGAAGUAAAUGGAAAUAAUAUAAUUACUCCGUCUGUACAGAAGUAAAUCAAAUUAUUCAAAAUACUUUGCCAGAAAGCAUGAUUUAGCCACAGAGGAAUCAAGGAUUAUUAGCUUCUUUUAAAAAAAAUAGCUGUGGAUUGUUUCAAAUCACAAGAUUGUAGGCCUAUGCCUAUUCGGGCAGCGUGCGUGGCAAUAGGCCGAGCUGAUUAUUGAGUUGCGGCGGUCAGUGAAAAGCAUCUAAGAUGUGUCUUGAGUAUCAUUUUUAAUGUUUAGACAAGAAGAAGGGGAGGGGUGUGUGGUGUAGAUCUAGGCCAGUCUCUCUCCAGAAUGGCUCAGCUGUCUCCUACCAAUUCUUGCGCAUUCAUCGAGUUGUUUGCCCUUUGAGAUUAAAAAUAAAUAAAUUCCCCAUUACAUAUGUCACCAGUAGUAAAUAUACUGUUAACCCCUGUCAUUUGGUUACAUUAAUUUCUGUUAAUGCAUGUAUUAAUUAGUCAUUUACCAUUCUCAGAGUGGAAACGUUCUUUGCAGAGUUCAGAACCUGCUACACUGGUGAGAAACAAGUUUAGGUUUAUUUCAUAACCAUCAUUUAAGAGAUUUGUAAAUUUGUUUCAUUGUAUUUUGUUUGAAGGGCUCCAUGAGAGCAAUGAGACUGUCUGUCUGGUUUCUCUCUUCAUAAUGUUGAGGGAGCGUGUGCGCGCCUGAUCACACAGAAUUACCUGGACUUUAUUUGAGAUUUUUAUGAUUAACCACGUGACAAUGAUUUUGAGAAACGAAAAACAUUAUUAUUGAAAUGAAACUGUUCCACGAAAAAUGCGCAUAUGGAAAUCAUAACUGGCACGUAGAAAUGGUAAGCUUUAAACUCACUUCCCGCCUAUGAAGUGUUUUUAUAAAAUAAUUGCCUCCACGUUUCCAUGGUCAGAUUUUGCCUAUAGGCUACUUUGAAGCAAGGUAAGACAAACAUUCAGGUUUCAAACAAUUAUGUAUAUUUUCAAAAUGCGUACUGCCUCCAACUCACCUUUUAAAAUGGUUGGUGACGCGCUGAUAGUCUGUUGCCUGCACUUGAAUGGUGAAUGGGAGAUGUGCUUCAAUUACCAAUUGAUACAAAUGGUAGCAAUUAUUUAUUUUUUAUCGUGCACCAAAACUUUUUUGAACACAUGAUUGCGUUUAGAGUUGUUGUGCAAUGAAUGGGCUUAUAAAAGCAUGUUUUACUCCAGAAGUCACCAGCUGAGAAGCAGCAGGGGAAAUCUCACUCAAAAUAGGCUCUGAAUGCUGUGUUCAUAUGAUAGUUGUGUUGGAUAAAUAAGAUGCAUGAUGACUAACCAAAAUACACACAGGGCUAUUUAAUUCCACUAAAUUAGGAAACCCUGGUGUUUGUGUUCCAUGACAUGUUUAAUCUUUCUUUUCAAGGUAAUUUUGCUAUUUGCGUGAGUACUUGGCUCUGUAGAAUACUGUGCGUUGCCAUGAAUUUGUUUUGGACUUGGGGACUGUGAAGAGACCCAUGGUGGCAUGUUUUGUGGGGUAAUGGGUGUCUGAGCUGUUAUUUGAUUAUGCAGACAAUCUGGAAUUUUCAUCACAGGAAUAUUUCUCAUAAACUAGAAGAGAAGCAGUUCAUCUCUCCUCAACCUCAACCAGGAAAGACUGUUGUGCAUGUUGUUAGUUCUGUAUGUGCUGUUAAGGGCAAGGCAUGCUGCUUUGUUUUGAGCCAGCUGCAGCUUUGCUAGGUCUUUCUUUGCUACACUUGACCAUAUUACCAGACAGCAAUCAAGAUGGGACAAGACCCGUACAGUUGAUUUUUGUGUAGAAGAACACCGAUCAUCUUUUUUAUAACACCUAUCCCAUCCAUCUUCACAACAUGUGAUGGCAGGUGAAGUAAAGCCAUAGCGAGUGAGUUUCAUCAAUAACAUCAAAGGCUGCACUGAAAUCUAACAAUUCAGCUCCAACUAUCUUCUUAUUAUCUUUUAACCAAUCAUCAGUCAUCUGAUUCAGUGCAGUACAAAUUGAGUGCCCUUCUCUAUGUAUUCUGAAAGUCAAUAGUUCACUUGUUCUCUGAAAAAUGGCAUUGUAUUUGGUCAAACACAGUUCUCUCCAUCAGUUUACUAGGAACAGGCAGCAAACUGAUUGGGUGGCUGUUAGAGCCAGCAAAGGGUGCUUUACUAUUAAUUUUUUUAGGCAGUGGAAUUACAUUAGCUCCCUUCCACGCCUGUGGACACACACACUUCUUUAGACUAUAGAAAAUGGGGGUGGCAAUACAGUCUGCUACCAUUCUCCAUAAAUUCCCAUCAAGGAUUCCCACACUAACUUGACCAAAUUCAAAACGGCAAUCCUUCUCUUUCAUUAUUAGAUCUUUUAUAGCAGAAAUUGAUGGUUCACUGUUCAAGGUGGCCAUUUCACUUCUGAGUUUUUCCACUUUACUUGUAGUUGUUGAAAUUAUUGCAGAUUAUCUAAAGGUUUUGUUAGAAAUGACCCAUCAACUUAAUGAACAAUGGAAAUUAAUUGGAUUUUCUGCCUAUAAUAUCAGCAGUCUGAGCUGUAGCACAUCCCUGAGGAUGAUGAUUAAUAUUGUCAUUUAUUCAAAGGUAAAAUGGAUGAAAAAUAAAUAAACUGGCAACUUGUUCACACUUAAUUAGCUACAGCUUGUGAACACAAUUUUUCCUCCCACGUAUUUGUAUUGUCAGUUGAUAAUUAUGUAGUUUAGGUGUGUUUUAAGUUCUGUCUAGCUGCAAUGUACUCUGUAAUAUACUUCAAUGCAUCACCACCAUCUCUGGUCUCCCUGCACCCAAUAAUACUACACAGUCCAUAUCCACCAGCAUUCCUUCCCUUCUGGCGUUGCCUAGCAACUAUACAUUUUCAAGACAGGUUUAUUAUUAUGUGCUGUCACGCUGAGGAUUCACCAUUCCCUUGAGAACAACACACCCUCAUUAGCAGUAGUAACUGAUGGCAGUUCAGGAGAUUUUUAAUGGGACGUGUGUGGGGGGGUUCAGGGAGUUCGUUGAACUUACAUGAGUCAAUUAAGGUGAAGUUGGGACUUAUUUGGGAGAGGUGAGGGGUAGUCUUAGUUGGAGUAGGGGUGUGAGUUGAGGAGGGAGAUGGUUGUUAGUCUUGUGUCACAGUGGUCCUCCUUUGUACCUCUGCCAGCUCAAAGGAAAUGACCUCGUCCUCUCAGUAGGAAGUGACCGGGAGGUGCUGUGUCCCACCGCAUUGGCAGGUUCAUAAACAUACUUCUUCCCAGGGAGCCAAUCAGAUUCCUCCCCUCUGUGACCUCAUGGCAACCUCAUAGCAACCCACAGACACAGCUGUGGAAGUCGCUGUGUAUAAACAGUAAUUAGCCUCUCGCAUUCUCUCUCCCUCUUUUUUUUUUUCCCCUCAACUCUUCAUUUCCAGUCUUCUGUUAACAGGUCUGUUUUAUUUAUUGCCCCGGAGAAGUAGAAUGUUUCUCACCCAGUUUUAAUUGUCAAUUCCUCCCUCCCUCCUUCUCCCUGUAGUCAGGGUCUCUCCAGGUCUUGUCCCAGCAGAUGUUGGUAGACUGUAGCUGGGGCUUUGGUAAUAAUGGAUGUGAUGGAGGAGAGGAGUGGAGGGCCUACGAGUGGAUCAUGAAACAUGGAGGCAUCGCCACAACGGAGACCUAUGGAUCCUACAUGGGCAUGGUGAGAUGCGCGCACACACACACACACACACACACACACACACAGAGAACUAGUCUACGGAGGUAAUCCCCAGGGCUCUAUGCUUUGCCUGCAGCUCUUCACUAUUCACAUCUCUUACACACAUUUUAUAAACUCAUAUACUCUGACAAACAGGACAUGUAAAUCUUUACAAUAUACUGUACUUUAACCUAGUGUCUGACUCUAUCUCUCUCUCUUAACAGAAUGGCCUGUGCCACUUCAACUCUUCCCAGCUGACAGCCCGUGUCCAGAGCUACACCAAUGUGACGUCAGGUGAUGCAGAGGCCCUGAAGGUGGCGCUGUUUAAAAACGGCCCAGUGGCCAUCAGUAUUGACGCAGGACAUAGAUCCUUUGUCUUCUACAGCCACGGAGUCUACUACGAACCCAAAUGUGGUGAGUUAUAUUCUAUAGAGCCCUCAAACUCAUCUCUGGACCUCGAAGUCAGUUCCACUGCGUUUUUUCAUUUCCCCCCUAUAAUCAGGGACGGAUUUUUAGACCUGGGACAUCAUGUGGGUGCAAUUAAUUAUCAGGUAGAACAGAACCAGCAGGCUCCAGACCUCGUAGAGUAAGAGUUGAAUACCCCUGCUAUAGGGUAUACACAGCUAUUCUUCAAAUCUGUCUGAGGUGUUCCUAAGGGCUCCUCUCUUUCUCACUCGAUCUCUUUCUUUCUUCCCCCUCCUCUCUCUCCUAGGAAACACCACUGACUCCCUGGAUCACGCGGUGCUUGCAGUGGGUUAUGGCGUCAUGGAGGCGGAGCCGUACUGGCUGGUGAAGAACUCCUGGUCAACCUACUGGGGCAACGACGGGUAUAUAUUGAUGUCUAUGAAGGAUAACAACUGUGGUGUUACCACUGAUGCUACAUAUGUUACACUGGCAUAGAGCGAGGGAGACAUGAAACACACGCACACACAGUUACCACUCCUUUUUAAAUUAUGAAAGGAGUGGGUAUUUGAAAUUGUGGAAUAGUAUCGGGAGUGUGUUGUGCACGGGAUGAAGUAAUCUUGUUCAGGUAGUGAUGUUUUUAGAUAUGUUUAUUGCUGGUCGGCUCACGCGCACACAGUGCCUUGUUCUCCCUGUCAUAUAUAAACACUUUGUGUGUCACACACUUGUGUUCUGGAAUCUUGGAAUCGUCUCAAUAAAUGUUGAAUGUUUUUGUACUCGA
Molecule: messenger RNA, 9074 nt
Organism: Coregonus sp. 'balchen'
Lineage: Eukaryota; Metazoa; Chordata; Actinopteri; Salmoniformes; Salmonidae
Source: the annotation of a GenBank genome assembly